AUGGGUUCCAUGUUCCGCAGUGAAGAGAUUUGCCUGGCCCAACUUUUCUUGCAGUCAGCGUCAGCCUACGCUUGUGUCAGUGAACUGGGUGAGCGGGGACUCGUGGAGUUCCGCGAUUUGAACCCUCAUGUCAGCGCCUUCCAGCGACGUUUUGUGGGGGAGGUGCGACGGUGUGAAGACAUGGAGAAAGCCUUCACUUACCUGGCACAGCAGGUGCAGAAGGCAGGACUGACGUUGAGACCCCCUGAGGAGAGUCUGCCAGCCCCACUGCCCCGCGAUGCCCUGCAAAUCCAGGAGCAGUCAGAGACUCUUGUGCAGGAGUUGAGGGAAGUGAGCCGCAACCGCGAUGCACUGGUUGACCGGCUGCAGCAGCUGCGGGAACACGCUCAGGUGCUGCAGGAAGGGCAACACUUCACUGGUCAACUGCAGGUACAGUUAGGUUCACCAACUCACCCCCGUACCUUCUCUGACCGGGAUCCUCUGCUUGAUCCAUCCAUGGCACAGCGACUUGACCUCAGAAUAAACUUUGUGGCAGGUGUGAUCAACCCACUGCGAGUGAAUUCCUUUGAAAGACUGCUGUGGCGCGCAUGCCGUGGCUACCUGGUUGCCAACUUCACAGAGAUACCCGAGCCCAUGGAAGACCCAGUCACGGGUGAGAGAGUCACGUGGGUCAUCUUCCUCAUCUCCUACUGGGGUGAGCAGAUUGGACAGAAGAUCCGCAAGAUCGCUGCCUGCUUUCACUGCCACAUGUAUCCAUAUCCUGAAGAGGAGGCUGAGCGCUUGGAGACGUUGUGUAGGCUUCGCACCCAGAUCGAAGAUCUCACCUUGGUAUUAGGCCAGACAGAACAAUUUCUGGGCCAGGUGCUUGAAAAGGUGCUGUUGAACUUGCCUGCUUGGCGUGUGCGAAUACAGAAGAUGAAGGCCAUCUAUUUCAUCCUGAACCAGUUCAGCUUUAACAUCACGGACAAGUGCCUCAUUGCUGAAGCUUGGUGUCCCGUCCGCUCUCUACCUGCUGUGCAGCAGGCCCUGCGCGAGGGAUCGCACCAGGCAGGUUCUGGGGUGGAAUGCUUUGUACAUCAGGUCCCAUGCUCGGAGAACCCUCCCACCCUCAUUCACACCAACAAGUUCACUGCUGGCUUCCAGAACAUCGUCAAUGCCUAUGGAGUGGCCAGCUAUCAGGAGGUGAACCCAGCUCCUUAUACCAUCAUCACUUUCCCCUUCCUGUUUGCUGUCAUGUUUGGGGAUGUUGGCCAUGGGCUGCUGAUGUUCCUCUUUGCCCUUUGGAUGGUACUGGGUGAGAACCGCCCUGGCAUGAAGAAGGUGGAAAAUGAGAUCUGGCAGAUGUUUUUUGAAGGCCGCUACCUUAUCCUACUGAUGGGUGCCUUCUCCAUCUACACGGGCUUCAUCUACAAUGAGUGCUUCAGCAAAGCUACCACAAUCUUCCCAUCUGGCUGGAGCGUCGCUGCCAUGGUCAACCACUCAGGGUGGAGUUCGGAUUAUAUAGCUGCACACCCUGUCCUUGCCCUGGACCCCAAUAUUACAGGAGUCUUUAGAGGUCCUUAUCCUUUUGGUAUAGAUCCGAUAUGGAGCUUGGCUGUCAACCAUCUCACCUUCUUGAACUCCUUCAAGAUGAAGAUGUCCGUGAUCCUUGGAAUUGUGCACAUGAGCUUUGGUGUGGUUCUUGGAAUCUUCAACCAUAUCCAUUUCAGGCAAUGGUACAAGCUGCUGCUGGUUUUCCUUCCGGAGAUCAUCUUCCUACUGGUGCUCUUCGGGUACCUUGUGGUCCUGAUCUUUUACAAAUGGCUGGUGUUUGAUGCCUCCAAGUCCCAGAGUGCACCCAGCAUCCUCAUCCACUUCAUUGGCAUGUUCCUUUUCUCAGAGAAUGAAGAAAACAAGCCUCUUUUUCAUUACCAGUCAACAGUGCAGCAUGUGUUGGUGGUGAUAGCCGUGGCCUCUGUACCUGUCUUACUGCUGGGGACACCCUUGUACCUCCGGAAGCAGCAUCAGCAUGGGACCUCUCAUUCCACACAUGCUCCAUCCAGCUCAGAGGAGCGCCAGCCUCUGUUAAACGCAACAGAGCCAAGCAGCUCUGUGAAUGUUGCUGAGGAUGACAUGAAGCAUGCAAAACCCAGAGGUGACUCGAAGAUUGAGUUUUCUGAUGUAUUCAUGCAUCAGACAAUCCACACCAUCGAAUAUUGCCUGGGCUGCAUCUCUAACACUGCUUCCUACCUGCGACUCUGGGCCCUCAGCUUGGCCCAUGCACAGCUCUCAGAGGUCCUGUGGAACAUGGUGAUGAGGAAUGGCCUCCACAGAACGGGCUACCUGUAUGUGGUGUUACUUGUACCUGUCUUCGCAUUCUUCGCUGUGCUGACUGUGGCAAUCCUGCUUGUGAUGGAAGGGCUGUCAGCUUUUCUACAUGCUCUGCGUCUACACUGGGUGGAAUUCCAAAACAAGUUCUACGCAGGUGCAGGCUACCUAUUCAACCCUUUUUCCUUCGCUGUUGACACCUGGGAUUAAGAGAGA
Messenger RNA from Euleptes europaea (tarantolino), 2523 nucleotides. It is a transcript of the gene TCIRG1, whose product is annotated as T cell immune regulator 1, ATPase H+ transporting V0 subunit a3. Gene Ontology annotation, cellular component: vacuolar proton-transporting V-type ATPase complex; vacuolar proton-transporting V-type ATPase, V0 domain; plasma membrane. Lineage: Eukaryota; Metazoa; Chordata; Lepidosauria; Squamata; Sphaerodactylidae. The record is from RefSeq and is a predicted model, not a curated record. Gene Ontology annotation, molecular function: ATPase binding; proton-transporting ATPase activity, rotational mechanism. Gene Ontology annotation, biological process: vacuolar acidification; proton transmembrane transport. Bases 1 to 2517 code for a protein of 838 amino acids. The transcript is spliced from 19 exons.